Molecule: messenger RNA, 2327 nt
Organism: Rattus rattus (black rat)
Lineage: Eukaryota; Metazoa; Chordata; Mammalia; Rodentia; Muridae
Product: EGF-like and EMI domain-containing protein 1
Exons: 12
Coding region: 296-1888 (530 amino acids)
Molecular function (GO): calcium ion binding; protein binding
Source: RefSeq, a predicted model, not a curated record
UGGUCUCCAGUCGCCGCCGGCAGUGCAAGGCUGUGCAGCUCUUGGGCUACAGUGCCCGGGGUUGAUUUGGCCGGCCUCUUCUAGCACGGGCGCUGCUGCGGGUGUCUCUAGCUGGGGUCGAGCUGCUGCGGUGCCCUCCGCAGCAAGACGCACGGCGCGGUCCUCGAGAGCGAGCCCGGCACUAGCAACUUCUGCUUGGCGAGCCUAACUUCUGCGCGGGGUUCGGACUUGAAGAUACCGAGCCGUGCGCCUCGCGCAGUUGGGGCGGUGGCCCCGCCGGCUCACCCUCACCGAGAUGACCUCCCGGCUGUGCUUCUGGUGCGUCUGCGUCUGGGCCGCUGCCAACUGGCCGCCAGGAAGCGCCCUACAGCUCCAGCCCGGCAUGCCAAAUGUUUGCAGAGAGGAGCAGCUGACCUUGGUAAGACUGUCACGCCCAUGCACCCGAGCUUUCAUAGACACCAUCCAGUUCUGGAGACAAGGCUGCUCAGGCCCACGGUGGUGUAUGGGAUAUGAAAGAAGGGUUCGCUACUACAUCAUCUACAGACAUGUGUAUGCCACAGAGCACCAGACAGUCUUCCGGUGCUGCCCUGGUUGGAACCAAUGGGAUGAUGAACCAGGCUGCUUCACCUCUGUCUCUUCUUUGGGAACUCAUUUCAGUGGAAGGGAAUGCUGGGAUGGAGACACACAGCAGUGCCUUUGUUCACGAGGAUUUCACGGACCCCACUGUCAAUAUGAUAUAAAUGAAUGUGCUGUUGACAAUGGUGGCUGUCAAGACCAAUGCUGGAAUACGAUUGGCAGUUAUUACUGCAUAUGUCAAGCUGGCCAAAAACUGGAGGAAGAUGGCAGAGGAUGUGAAGACGUGGAUGAGUGUGCGGUCAUGAAUGGAGGCUGCCAGCAGCGCUGUAUUAACACUCUGGGCACCUUCCACUGUGAGUGUGACACAGGAUACAGACGCCAUGCUGACGAACGUACCUGCAUAAAGACAGACCCCUGCGCAGGUGCAAAUGGAUGUGCUCACCUGUGUCAAAGCGAGAACGGCAUGGCCAGGUGCGCCUGCCACGCUGGGUACCAGCUGUCUGAAGACAAAAAGGCCUGCGAAGAUAUAAAUGAGUGCGCUGAGGAGCUCACUCCCUGUGCUCAUGGCUGUGUGAACUCAAAGGGGUCCUUCACGUGCACCUGCCAGCCUGGCUUUGAGCUAGGAGCUGAUGGGAAACACUGCUACAGAAUUGAAUUAGAAAUUGUCAGUAUCUGUGAAAAGAACAAUGGCGGUUGUUCUCAUCACUGCGAGCCUGCGAUUGGUGGACCCCAUUGUUCCUGUAACCACGGACAUCAGCUCGAUACAGAUGGGAAAACAUGCAUAGACUUUGAUGAAUGCAAGAGCGGAGAAGCCUGCUGUGCCCAGCUCUGUAUCAACUACUUAGGAGGCUAUGAGUGCAGCUGUGAGGAAGGCUUUCACAUCGGUGCGGAUGGUUGUGGAUGUGACGCUUUAGACGAUGAACAAUUAGAGGAGGAGGAAGAGGAAAUAGACGUCCUGAAGUUUCCAGGCCUUCUAGUUCAGAGCCUACCUCAGCCACUCCCUUAUCUGGAUACUUCUCUGACUGCUUCCUAUGAAGAUGAAGACAAUGAUGAUGCAGUCCAGGGAGCAGAAGGAGAGUUCCAAGGGCUGGCUGCCUUGCACAGAGUUGUCUGUUUAGAUGGUACCUUUGGCCUGGAUUGCAGCUUGAGCUGUGAAGAUUGCAUGAAUGGAGGGAGAUGCCAAGAAGGAAGGAGUGGGUGCUUCUGCCCAGCAGGAUGGACUGGCCUCCUAUGCAACGAAAGCAAUAGCCUAAGAACUGUGGAAGAUCAGCAAGCUCCUAUGGGUGAGUUCUCCUCAGCAAAAGCACCCUGAAAUGCACUGAUCAACUAUCGAGUGGAGACAAUAAUGUGUUUAUUGUAUAUAAAGGGAGCUAGUGAAUGCUGGUGCUUAUACACUGAAUAUAUAACAGCAUGGGGAGAUGCUAUAUUCUCAGGGGAAGGCGGUGCUCCAAAUCCUGCUAACACAUGAAACAUAGAAAUUAAUAAAGGCUCCUAAUAAGGCCAGUCUUUUGAAAACCCUGAACAUAAAUAAAUCACCAGCACCUGGCCCGCUGUUCCCAAUGGAAAACCAGGAAACGUUUGUGCUACAAAGUACAGUGAAUUUGCAUAAAAUUUUAAAAAUCGAAAUUGUUUAACUGGGCUCACUUCUGUUGCUUACCCCACUUCUCCCUCUAAAAAAAUUACGUGAACCUAGCCAAUGAUGAUGGUUUUAUCUUUUUAUAUAAGUCUCUCAAGAGAAGCUAUCAAAAAUU